Messenger RNA from Cornus florida, 1875 nucleotides. Its product is annotated as zinc-finger homeodomain protein 2-like. Gene Ontology annotation, molecular function: transcription cis-regulatory region binding; DNA-binding transcription factor activity. NCBI's taxonomy places the organism in Eukaryota, Viridiplantae, Streptophyta, Magnoliopsida, Cornales, Cornaceae. The record is from RefSeq and is a predicted model, not a curated record. The coding region runs from base 738 to 1163 and encodes 141 amino acids. The transcript has a single exon. Gene Ontology annotation, cellular component: nucleus. Gene Ontology annotation, biological process: regulation of developmental process; regulation of DNA-templated transcription.
AAGACGGAUUGGAGAAAAGAAUACGAAAGGAUUUCAAAUGGCAAAAGUGUCACAUUAAACAGCUAAGAUGAUUUAAACGGGUAUAUGUUAAUACUCUAAUUUAAGGUGGGGAAGUUAGCUUUUGCCAUUAAAAAAUGUGUGUGUGUAUAAUUCUUGAUUCAAUCACUCAAUAUCACAUAUAUUUCUUCCUCAUUUCCUUUCCACCCAGCCAAACAAGGUUCCUUUCUUUCUCUAAGCGCACCUCUUUCUUCCCUCCUACUUUUCUCUCAUUUAAUUUUCCACCCGUUGCAGUAAACCGAGCAUUAGUGAACAUAGCAUUCAUUUAUUAGAAAACCACAGCAAGAAAAAAUCUUGACCAAUAUCAAUGAACCAAAGCUAGAUUAAAUGCGUACCUAUCCAACUUCAAAUCUGAUGUGGAUUGCAACAACUCCGCGCUAGGAGAAAUGACAUUUUGGCCACAUUAAGAUGAGUUGUGUGAAUGAAGUGCUUGAUAAUAAAAGAAAAAGUUGCCACGGCACCAUGUGGUUUCUGGUAAUUUCUUAAUUUUUUUUCCUUUUUGAUGUCUGAAUGCCUAUUUUGGAAGCCAGCCAUGCGGAAUCUAUUCUGUGAACAUAGCGACAAAAAUGGAAGACUUUUUACAAGUAUAAGAAACGCUCUAAAAAGCUAGUAGUAGGUGUGGAAGUUUGCAGAUACCCCUAUCCCUCCCCCUUCUGUCUGUGUCAGUGAGCGGAAAAUCAAUGGCAAGUCCGAUCUUGAUCACAGCAUCCUAUAAGUACAGAAAAUGUCUGCGAAACCAUGCAACUUCUGUCGGUGACUAUGUUGUAGAUGGUUGUGGUGAGUUCAUGCAAGGAGGAAAUGAAGGUAACCAACAAGCUCUCAUUUGUGUAGCUUGCGGCUGCCACAGAAAUUUUCAUCAGAGGGAGCUCAUUUACACCGAUGCUCUCCAUAAUCGUUUUUCUCUCACUCCUAUUUUCCUGUAUGGUGUGCAACCAACAAUGCGAGUCAGAGGAAGGGACUUUGUACUACUUCCAGAAGCUUCCUUCGUGGAUCCUCCUCCACAUCCAGCUUCUCCUCCUAAUCCUCCUAAUCCUUCUGUGUCUCCACCUCCACCAUCACCUUCAUCGUCUCCUGAUGCUGCUGAUGUUAAUCAGCAGUCCCUCUGAAGUAAUAAGAAUAAGCAGCUGGUGAAGGUGAGAUUGAAGAGGAUAGAGCUAUCAGCAAGAGGCUGUCUAGAGGCAAUGAAAAUAAAUAAAUGCCUUUGUAGUUAUUGUCAUAAUUAGGGUACAAGGCUAAGCGUUAUGUUUGUUUUUUUAAAGUUUCUUCCUGUUCUUGCUAAUUCAGUUGUCGAUGUAUGGAGUUGCAUCAAGUAAUAAAAUAACUUAUCUUUGAAAAUUAUAAUGUUAUCUCUAUGAAGUGGUAGUGAAUUAUUUGUUAUUUGGCUGGUAGGAUAGAAAAGAAUGCUACUUCGUCAAUAUUUUAACUGAGAUAAUACUAUUGACUCAACAAAAAUUAUAUGUAUGUAUAUAUAUAUUUUGUGUUGGAACCUUGAGGAAAUGAUCCUUAGUAAGAGGCUUCAUAAAGUAUCCCUUCCACCUCUUGUUUUUGUGCGUUACAUUUGAUUUAGCUCUGAAUUAUCCAUUUCAUAAACCUUAAAUCUAAAAACAUGCUUUAUAGAAUUUAAACCUUUAUUUUUUUUUUGUUUGAUAAGUAAAAUUUAUAAAAAGCGCUCAAAAGGGGCUAACUGUGUUUGACAUUAUUAACUUUAUGUCCUUUUUUAAUUUUGAAUGUUUUUCAGUUUUUGUUUCCAUUGGCGUUUUUAACUGUCUAUUACUUUUUAGACUUCCAGUCUAAUUUAGUAGAGCAUCUGUUGGCUUU